Messenger RNA from Biomphalaria glabrata, 6410 nucleotides. RefSeq lists its product as uncharacterized. The transcript has 6 exons. Lineage: Eukaryota; Metazoa; Mollusca; Gastropoda; Planorbidae. Gene Ontology annotation, molecular function: NAD+ poly-ADP-ribosyltransferase activity; transcription corepressor activity. Bases 866 to 5341 code for a protein of 1491 amino acids. Gene Ontology annotation, cellular component: cytoplasm; nucleus. Gene Ontology annotation, biological process: negative regulation of gene expression. The record is from RefSeq and is a predicted model, not a curated record.
AUCAUACUAGAGAUCUAGAUCUAUUCUAUAUAAUAUAUUAGGUUUCAAUUUACUGUGAGUCUAGACGCCCUAGAAAAGAUCUAGAUCUGCCAUCUAGAUUACAGAAUAUAGAUUAGAUCUAGCCAAUCUAGAUUCUAUUCUAUUUUUUGAGACACUAUCUGAUAAAUUCUGAUUCGAGCCUCACAUGACACAUCUCAAUCCUGACAUACUCUGUCUCUGAUGUACUGAUUAUGAUAGUUAUUAACAGUACUUAUUAUCUUAUCAUUUAUGACAUACUCAUACUCAUACUGAUUUACUGUUCACAUAGGUCACAUAGAUGAUAGAUCUAUAAUUCCUGAUUCUGAUCAUCGUUAUGCCGAUGAUGUGUACUUAUCAUCUUAUGACAUACUCAUACUGAUACUGUUCACAUAGGUCACAUAGAUGAUAGAUCUAUAAUUCCUGAUUCUUAUCAUCGUUAUUAGAUCUAGCCAUUUCUAGCCAAUCUAGAUUCUAUUCUAUUUUUUGAGACACAAUCUGAUUCGAGCCUCACAUCUCAAUCCUGACAUACUGAUACUUAUCAUCUUGUCUUAUGACAUACUCAUACUCAUCAUACUGAUACUGUUCACAUAGGUCACAUAGAUGAUAGAUCUAUAAUUCCUGAUUCUGAUCAUCGUUAUACCGAUGAUGUGUAGUUAGACUUUAUAGUCCUUUAGAAUAGAAAAGAUCGAAGUGUUGAGCCGUUAUUCUACAAAUCAUCGAUUUAAUUAUUAAUAAUAAUAUCUAUGCUUUAGGUCUAGAUCUAUAGUAUAUAUUUAAUUAUAAUAUUAAAUAUAAGAUCUAAUAACUUAAUGCUGACGUACCAUCAAGCAUCAUUUGCAAAGUAGCAAUGGAUACCAAAGAAAAAUUUUUGGAUCCAAGGAAGAUUAUUCUUGUGAAUGUACCUCUGUCCUAUAAUGCUGAGCACAUCAAAGAUUAUGUGGAAGGUACUUUGGAUAUAGGCGUUGUGGAAAUAAAAAUUUACCCAUUCAUUCCAGGAAGAGCACUUGUUGUUUUAGAAGAAGAAUUGACAGAUUUCCAGGGUGCUUCUGAAGCAUUUCAAUCUGAACAGCUCGAAGGACAAGAAAUAUUGCUUCUUCCAACCAAAAGGGAAACUGCUAUCUUUGUAUCUGACAUUGACAUGCAUAUAUUAAAAAAAAAAUUCUUAUUAGCAUAUUUGGAAGAGAACUUUGCAGAGGAAGUUGGAGUUAUAAAAUCUAGUAAAUGUUGGCCAGACUAUAAUGUUGCUGUUGUUCACUUUAACUCAAAAUAUAAAGAAGUUGUGGAUGCUAUCUUGAAACAGACAGACCAUAUUCCCUUGCGUUCAGAAAAUUAUCACAUUACCAUUGAACCAUUCUACAGUAACUUUCAUAAAUUUAUUGGUAAGGACCUAGUUAAUUCCUUAAGGAUACCACGACAAAAAACUGACUUGAGGAAUUUGUCAAAAGAUGAAGAUCAAGCCUCACUAGAUGGCAGUAGUUGUAGUGACAGUGAUACCAAACUGGGCUCAGACUCAGACAGCCUCUCUGACGAUGAAGACUUAGAUCAGCUGACUUCAGGAACUGAGAGCAGUAACUCUGAUGAUAAUGUUGACACAAGCCUCAGUGAGGAUCAAGAAGAUCAUGAGAGCAACAAUGAAAGUGAUGAAGAAGAAAAUAGCUCCGAAUCUGAGACUGACCCAUCGGAUGACAGUAGUGACACUAGAAAGACAAAUAGCAGAGGGAGUGGUACCUUAAGAGGCAAUACAAGUAAACAGCAAGGCAUUUUAAACAAAAAUAAAGGCAUGAAAACAAAUAUUCUAGAUACUAAAACAAGUGAAAGAAGAUCAAAUAUAUUUAGAGGCAGAGGGGGUUUUGCAAUGAGAAAUCGUGGCAGCAAAGUAAAAAUUGGAACAGCUAAAAAGGAUGUUGACAAUGAAAUAGAUGAAAGACAAUCAUGCAAAGACAGUGAUCUACUAAAAUCAAAAUCUUGUUUGAAUGAUGAAAGGGGUAACAUGAAAAGAAAUCCUGAUGAAGUUAAAAAAAGAAGUGCCAGUCAAUCGUCAUCAACUUUAACAAAUGAUAAUACCUCGGCUAAUUUGCCAUUUUCAUCUUUGCUUCAAAGAAGGGGAUCUGAUAUUGAUAUGCUUAAUAAGACAGGUCGACCUGGAAAAUUCAUUUGGAAUAACAUUGAGCCCAAUAAUUCAGAUCUAUCUAUUUCUAAAAGUGAACUUAGUUACCAGAAACCAGAACCUGAGAAACGAGCUGAAAGUAGCCCUCUUAAAAAGUUUCAAUCUUUUUCCACCAAUACAUCUUCUGGGGACAGUUAUACCAUAAAAAAAUUAGGUCAGAAGUUGACAAGGAACAAAAAACUUACUGAAAUCUAUUCAGAAGACAUUGCUGAACUGGAAGAAGACCUAAAGAAAUUGAGUGAAGAAAAUGCUCGGUUAAAAGAAAAACCAAAAGAAUUUGUCACAAAGUUUCCCAUGUCAUCACUUCAAGCUAAGUUCCUUCAACCAUAUUUUCAUACAUCUCAGAGUGAGUGCAUAGUCCAUUAUUCAAGUGAUGAAAAAGCAGCUGUUAUUACAGGCCCAGAGAAUCUAGCCAAAGAAUUUCAGCUAAUUCUUAUGAAAGAAUUGAGAAACAUCAAGGAAGACACAAUUAAGAUUUCCAAAGAGAUGCAGUCUAUUUUAAUCAGAGAAAAGGGGAAAAAUUUCUUGAUGAAUUUAGACCUUGGUGGAGCACUUUGUGCAGUUGAAGAUGAAGUUGUGAAUGUGACUGCUAGGGGUGAGCAAGUUUUGUCAAAAGCUGUGCAAAUGUUAAAUUCUCACCUAGACAGUGAGGAGAGCUCAAUAUCAGAUGUGGACAUCCCUCCUGAAAAAUUUGACCUUCUUAAGUUGAAACUUGAAUAUGAGCUCCUUGUCCAAGUCAGUUUAAAAGAUAGGGAAAUCAGGGUUGUUGGUGUCAAAGAUGAUGUCUUGAUUGCCAUGAGGGAUGUGAAAGAUUUAUUUGAGGAAAUAGGACAUUAUGAAAAAUGUUUUGAAGUGGAUGAAUCAGAGGCUAAAUUUUUUCAUCAGUGCUUGGAAGAGAAAAUUUGUUCAGCUUUAAAACAAGUUGAAAUAAUAGAGCAACUUAUGACAGACACAAAGAUACUACUAAAAUUUAAAGGCCCAAAAAAUUAUGUCCAGGAAGCUUAUCAGAGUCUUCAAGAUUUAAAAAGUAAUGUUAAAACAUCAAAGUGGAAUUUGAAGGAAGACUUCCUAGACCAUGAGCUUUAUAUUAUUGCUAAAACUCAUGCAACUGACAAGAGAAAGCUUGAAUUUUUUGACUACAAAGAUAAAUAUCUUUUUACUUUUCAUUUACCUGAUGAUUCAAGUGCUUUAAGUUCACAUUAUAGCCAAACUGAUUCAUCAGAAGAUGUAGUUAAGCUCUCUGCCCCUGAGACAGACAUCACAGUAAAUAUGGGUAGUAAUAGUAAAUUAAUUGUUAAAUCUGAAGGGAACAUCACCAGAGAGAAAUCAGAUGUUCUAGUUUCACUUCUUGGGCCUGAACAUGACAUGAGAAAAACAGCAGUGGGAAAAGCUUUUCUUAGUGUGUGCCCUCAGCACUAUAAAAACCUGGCUGAGUGCCUUGAUUCAAAUCCUGAUGCUAAGGUUUUAACUGUUAAAAACCCUGGCAGACUUAAGUGUCUUGCUAUAUGUCAUAUAGUAUUAACCAGGUGGAACAAUAAGGAAUCAGUUAAUUCAGAAAGUCAUCUAAGAGAAGUAUUAAAGAGUGUCUUGAGUGAAGCUAGAACUUUAGGGGCCAAAUCCAUUUCUUUUCCAGUUGUAGGCUGUGGUCGAGCUUUUAGAUUUCCUCCUUCCAUAGUAUCGAAAGUUUUCUUAGAAAGUCUUAGAGAUGAAAAGGUCGACACAUUCCUGGAAAAGGUCAUCAUUUUAGCAUCAGAUGAGGACUUAUUUGAUGAGUUAACAACAGAUGCACCUGAUUUUUUCAAAACCAAAUCAAUUACUGAUCAGACAGAAGAAGAUCAAGAUGAUGAAGGUAGUGAUGAUGAUGAAUCAAGCAGUGAUGAGGAAGUUGAAGAAAUCACUUACCCAAUAGAUAUCAAGAAUGCCAACAAAUCCCAGAUGAUUAUUUUCACUUUAUCCAAAGAUGUGGUGGAUGAUCUUAAAGAGGAAAAAAAGAAACUAAUAAGAGAACAAUUGCUGUAUGAGAAAACAUAUGAGCAAGAUAAGCUUCAACGUUGGGCUUCAACUUCAUGGGGAAAAAUUAUCAAAGAAUCUGUGAAGAACAAUGUAUGGGUAGCACAGGAACUAAACCCAGACACUAAAAAUGUUCAAUUUCAAUUAAAAGGUCAAAAAGAAGGAGUGCUGCAAGUAUAUAAUUUCAUUCAUCAAGAAUUUUGUGAGCUUGCCAGGUCUGCACCUAAGAAGCAACUUAUAGCGCCUAAAAGAGGUACAAUAGAUUACUUAAAGUUUGCUAUUGAAACUGAUGAACGUUUUCCAUCUUACUGGAAUCUUUGUAAGAAUAAGAAAUAUUUGAAGAAAUUAAAGGAAGGGAAAGCAUUAGAGCCCCAGGAGUUUAAUGUUCUAGUUGAUGUUGAUCAAGAAACCAAAGAUGCUAUUACAAAUCUAGUUCUUCAAACCAUGGAGCCUGGUCGUAUUGGUCAUGGAGCUGAUGCACAAGGCAUUAGAUACUCAACUCUACAAGUUACACGUGUUCAGAGGGUAGAAAACCCAGAGUUGUUUGAUAAUUACAAAAUAGAAAGAGACAGGCUUUUAAAAAAAAUGAUUCAAAUGGGCACUGUGUGUCAAAAUAUUGGACAACUUGCUGGUUCAAAUGGAGAUGUGGCUACUGCACCUUAUAUCUCACAGAAAAUCAAAGAUGAACUUUUUCAUGAAAUCAAUGAACAUUAUUUAUUUCAUGGAGCUAAAUCAGAGUUCAUACCAACUCUUGUAAACAGCGGUCUGGAUCCAAGAGUUUCAAAUGACAUGUGCAUGUUUGGAAAAGGUAUUUAUACUGCUGAAAAAUCAACUAAAGCUGAUCAAUAUGCAGAUGCCAGAAAUCAGCGUUUUCCAAAUGGUACCCAAUUAAAUAUGAUACUGACUCGAUUACUAUUAGGAAAUGUUUUUCUUUGUGAUGGUAGUCAUAAGUCUGUACAGAGUAAAGAUAGCAAAAAACUAAGCAGACCUCCAUGCAUGCAUUGUCAAGAAGACAAAUGUUCCUGUAAGAACCAAACAUUGUAUGACUCUGUGAUGGGAGAUGGGCAUUGGAUUUUUAGAGAGUUUGUUGUUUAUCACAGAACCCAAUGUUAUCCAGAGUAUGUCAUCACUUACCAAAGAGUUUAGCUAGACAUGUAUUAGUUUCUCUCAGAUGUAAUCUGAGCAUUGUUUUGUGUGCAUAAAGUUUCCUUGCAUAAAAGUAAUGUUUAUUUAUGGAUGAUAAAGAUCAUUAUCAUGAUAGAUAUUUUUAUUUUUCUUGUUUAGGUUUGAAAAUGGCUUCAAUAGCUUAUAUUUGUUAUACAUAAUUGUUUAUUUAUUUCUUUUUAAAGUCUUCACUCAUUAAAUCCAUGCUCAAUUUCAGUAAAUGUAAAUAAAGCAACUUAUGUCCCAAAAAUGAGUGUAGAUAACACAUUUUGUAUACAAAUAGUUUUUGGAAUAAGAAUUUUUCAAUUAACUGUUUUGAAUUUUAAAUAUACUAUCUCUUUAGUUCUGCCUGAAAAAGUAUUCAUUGACUAAUGAGAAAAAAAAACUUGUAAGGUAAUGUCCAAGAUUCACAAGUCACAUUGUGUUUCCGCACAGAUGUGCUAUCAAUAAUUUUUUAUUUUUUUUUCAAAAUCACAUCCUCUAAAGUUUGGAGGAAAAUUUACAAUGCAAAUGUUUAUACAUUACUUAAAAAUGUGGAUCAUAUUUUGUUUUUAGUUAUUUUUUUCUCACAUAAACUUUUAGCAGAAAUUUGUUAUUGAAAUUACUGAUAGUGUAUUUGACAUGCAUGUAUAAGAAAAUAGUGGGUGAUAAUUCAUUUUACUGCAUGGUUGUAUUGUAUGCUCUUCAAGUUUGAACCCUUCCCAUGUCCAUGGCCUGCUGUCCUGCAGAAAGUUUGGACUAGGACAAAAAAAUCUUAUUAAUUUCUGAAGGAUUGUCCUAAACUUACAAAACAAAAUAUUUUAAAAUAAUUCCAUAAAACAAAACAAAAAUCAUUGUUGUUGAUAUCAUUUAAUAAAUGAAAUAUGAACAUUUUAAAAUAUUGUUACAAAACUUGAUAUGCUUAUUAAAACUUCAUAUGCUUAUUAAAACUUGAUAUACUUGAAUUGAACUAUUAGAAGAAAAAAUUUGGGAUGUGAUAGUUUUAUUGUUCAUUUGUAUUGAAAUAUGUUUGUGUUUUAAGAAACAUUAAAUAAAAUGAGUUUACAGAUGU